This is a messenger RNA of Coregonus clupeaformis (lake whitefish), 3708 nucleotides long. RefSeq names its product tyrosine-protein kinase STYK1-like. Gene Ontology annotation, molecular function: ATP binding; transmembrane receptor protein tyrosine kinase activity. Gene Ontology annotation, biological process: multicellular organism development; cell surface receptor protein tyrosine kinase signaling pathway; positive regulation of kinase activity. The transcript is spliced from 9 exons. Gene Ontology annotation, cellular component: signaling receptor complex. NCBI's taxonomy places the organism in Eukaryota, Metazoa, Chordata, Actinopteri, Salmoniformes, Salmonidae. The coding region runs from base 1904 to 3316 and encodes 470 amino acids. The record is from RefSeq and is a predicted model, not a curated record.
AGCCUGACAUUCACGUUUAAGGACAAGCAAGGCUUUCGGAAGAUUAGAGGCCAGAGAAAAUACCGGAUAAGCAAACCAAAACAAAGAGGACAGACAAUAGACUGGAAAGAAGUGGAAGGACCUGUUUCCCCAGACAAAAGAGGCAUGGUGGAGGGCAAAGGGCUAGCAAACACAACAAGAGUUUGACAGGUCAGGACAGAAUAGGGAGGGUAAGAACUUCUACAGAGAGAAAGAAGUCCACUAAACUGGUGUGACAUUAACAUUAAGAUAGACUUCCUGGAUGAGAAAAAAGGGGAGAGGAGGAAGAAAUAGAGCGAGAAACGGUGGGAGAGAAAGAUGGAUGUAGUGCAGGUGAAGAGGGCGGGGUUGAGACAACUCUGAACGUGUGACUUAGACAAACACAGAGCCACACAACACAGUAAUCCCUGGAGCCUGACAAACCCCCUGAGAGGAGAGAGAAUGGGAGAGAAACCACAACACUAACCCUGGACUACACACACUGACACGCAACAGGGAAAAUGUAUGAAAUGUGUUGGUUUAUGUCACGGAAAGGGCAAAGGAUUAUAUCACUGGAUUGUUAAGGUUUCUUUCUCAAGGUCUGAGGCACACACACAGGGAAAGAGGUAAGAUGACUACACUGUGUUUACUUUGUCUGUGAUUGUUUUAUAAUGAUUUGUCUGAACUAGAUAUUGGUUCCAUUACUGUAUACUGUAUAUACACGAUAGAGAUUGUGUGUGUUCGUCUGCUGAGUGUGUGUGUUUACCGGUUUGUCUGUAGGUGUGUGUCCUUGUGCUUUUCCUGCUUGCAAAAAUGCAGCUGGACUGGUUAAGUAAUCACUGCACUCAGUGACACAAACAGGUGGUUAGGGACUUUAGUUUCUUCGUGUAACUGGGAGACACAUGUUCAUCGUUGACCUACAGUAAAACAGUAGUAAUGUGUUAAUGGAAAACCAGGCAGAAGCCCCAGAUGCUGUGCCACAUAGGCUACACUCUGGUGUACAGCUAUGCAUUGGUGCUGCAAUGUGAUGCAUGUGAUGCUUCAUAUCAGGAUGUGCCCUUUUGUUGUGAAGCUUGGGCAUAUCAUUUUGCAUUCACAGCUACAAUGAGCUGCUAUAGGGGCUAUUGUGUAUGUGAGAGUAAAAUGAGGGAGGGGGCAAUGCGUAAGAAUUGAUUUCCUUAAAGUUGUAGUACAAUUUCUGAAUAAAUUGGAGGUGUGUGUGUGUCGAUGAUAAUCACAAGUUGUGUAACAGUAACUGAAAAGUCGCUGGUUCGAAUACUGGAGCCGACAAGGUGAAACAUCUGUCUCGUGUGUCUUUCGGAGGAGGGGUUGGGAUAAAGCAGUAGUUCAAUUAAGUUCGAAUAAAGUUAUCAUAAUCUCAAUCUUAAUUCACAUCACAGGAUCUGAUCUAAUUGGUCCACUAUAAACAGAGGAUCUGAAACUCACUAUUACUGGUCAUCAUGUGAUGAUGAUGUUGUUCAUCAUUCAUGUGAUUAAUCCGUUCUUGUAUUUGAAUGUUUAAGCAGGUUAUGUAUGUAAGUGUGACCUUUCCUCAUGGGAAAAAAAGAAACGGAGGAUGUGUUACGUGAAUAUUCUUCCUGAGCUGUCUGCCACUGACACCUUGUUUUAAACCCUGAUUGAACCAGCGAUUCGUACAGCAUUUCAGAAGCAACAUGACUCUGUUGAAAUAUGAAAGUUCAAGACAAAGUAAAUGUGGGAAAUCUCAGCACAGUUCCCCUGGGAAGGUCUAAAAAGAAUAAUUCGACGUCAACCAUUUAAUCAAUUACGUUGGUUAUGCACUGUGAUCAAGAGAUGUAAUGUCAUCUGAAAUGUCAUCUGUUGACAUACACUGUUGUAACCUACAAGGCCUCAUGUCUUACCCACUUUGCCUUGCUUUGUUGUUAGGAUGUCUUCAAUGUCAGAAGCAGACUCCCGCUGUAAACCGGGAGACACCAUCUGUAAUAUCCGUGUGUACGAGCAAGAAGUGAUCAUCGUGCCCAUCCUCCUAUUGGCUAGCUUCCUGGUCACGCUGGUCUUCAUCAUCCUGCUACGGUUCUGUCCUGAGAAGGUGGACCGCAUCCGACCACAGAACACUGUGGCCACGUCCAGAUCACAGCGCUCCAGGAGACAACUGCACGGCAUCGAUGCUCCCCUGGGUAUCAACCCGCUGGAGCAUGAGACUAUUGCUCUCGACGCCCCCUCCUACUCUACCUUCUCCCCCACUCACUCCCACCCCUCCUCCAACCAUAUCUCCUCCGUGGGGACUCCCUCUCUCCCCCCCAUCCCCCCACCCAAGACCCUCACCCCAUCCUUCCCGUCCAGCCCCCUGCCCCAGUCCUUCACACAUUCCUUCACUCCUAUGGUCCAGCCCAGGGAGCUGCCUCGCCAGAGGCUGCCAGAGUCCUUCAACCUGGUGGCCUCGCUGCCCGCAGCCUUCUCCUUGCACUCUGACAAGGCCGUCUCCCUCUACAGAGCCCGCAUGGACAACAGGAACGCUGUGCUCCGAGUGCUCAACGACUCUGCGAGCGCCACAGAGAGGCACAACUUCCUGGGCUUUGCUUCCUUCCUGUCCCAGCUGGGGCCACACCCCUUCCUGCCGGAGCUCCUGGGCGUGGUCUCUCUGCGUGUGCCCCUAGUUACUGUUGUUGAGGAGCUAGAGAACAGAGAUCUGCUCAGCUUCCUGUGGCGGUGCAGACAGGAUGGUGUGGGCGGGGACCCUCCAUGUGAGCUCACAGAGAGACGUAUAUUUACCAUGGCCAAACAGGUAGCCUCUGCUCUGGAGUUCCUCCACAGCCGAGACCUUCUUCAUGGCAACGUCCGUGCUCACAGUGUAUUGGUCAGCCGGGAGCUGACGGCCAAGCUGUGGGGACUGGGCGGGGUCUACACCAGGAAUACCAAAGGAGCUACUCAGACUGAAGUUCCUGGCAUGAAGAAAUGGCAGGCCCCCGAGCUAUUGGCUAGGAGGCCUGCCAAUCAGAGCAGUGAUGUCUGGUCGUUUGGCAUCAUGUUGUUUGAAAUGGCGACCUUGGGUGAUGCUCCGUUUUCAGAUAUCUCCGUCAACGAGCUUCUGCAGUUUCACCAGAGAGGGAAAACACUGAGAAAGCCAGCCAACUGCUCCAACUUACUGUACUCCAUCAUCAAGGCCUGCUGCCAAUGGAAGGAGCAGGAUCGCCCCACAUUGGCCGAGGUCGACCGCAAGCUCCAAUCAGGAGAGAAGAGUGCCAACGACAAAGUCCUCAAGGUGCCUGAGUCAAUCAACAUCGAGCAGUACCUGCAGGAGGCUGGAUAUGGGGAGUCCAACAGCUACACUGUUUUCUGAGUGGCGGCUGUGCCGGCCAAUGAAAUGCACUAUGCUGAGGGACGACGAUGGAUUAUAUAUGUACGGCUCCAUUCAUUCCAGAAAGAUAUUCACUUCUGCCCUUUUUCAGUCCCCUUCAUGGAUCUGAAAAACAGACAAAAGCUAUAUUGCUUUCACUUACUCAGUCUCAUCAUAUCAUUGAAAAGGGGUGGAUGAGGGCAGAAGGGAGGAAACUACUUUCUGCACUGAAAUGCUGCCAAUGUCUUUGUGCCAUAGACUUAAGAUAGGUAGACUUGAACAGAUACAAUCGUUGAGUCAACUUCAGUUUGUAGUUGAUUGUGUAUAUCAGUGGAGGCUGCUGAGGGGAGGACAGCUCAUAAUAACGGCCAGAAUGGAGUGAUACCAUUCCAUUU